AUGACUGUGGAAGAACGAAUAGGUGAAGAACGAAUAGAGGAAGAACGAACGGGGCUAAGCAUUGCUGAUUUAGUUGAAAUAAGAACAUUUGAAGGAGCUUACUGGAGAACAAGUUUAGCUCAAUUCACCUUCUCUUUAUUUAUCCUUCGAAUAUUCGAACCAGCUUUUUUUGGAACCGGCAUAGUGUUUUUAAUGUUUGGAUGUGCGUUGCUUGGUAUUUCUUUUCUUAGAAGACGGAAUACUUUCGAUACACUUGAUCAUUCUAAGCCAUUUGUUACUAGUGGUGGGUGUGUUGCAAUUACCGGGUUGGUUGCUAUGAUAACUUACGUUACUUUGUUAUCGCUUGUCUGCACCUUGAAAUAA
Cetraspora pellucida is the source of this 363-nucleotide messenger RNA. The record is from the annotation of a GenBank genome assembly. NCBI's taxonomy places the organism in Eukaryota, Fungi, Glomeromycota, Glomeromycetes, Diversisporales, Gigasporaceae.